AUGUCUGCCUCGCAACAGUACUGCCUUCGAUGGAACAAUCAUCGCUCGAAUUUGCUGAACGUCUUCGAGGAGUUGCUGCACAACGCGGCGUUCACCGACGUCACCCUCGCCGUGGACGACGGCAGGACGGUCAAGUGUCAUAAGAUCGUGCUGGCCGCGUGCUCGACCUACUUCCAGACCCUGUUCCAUCAAUUACCGGGCUACAAUCACCAUCCGAUAAUCGUCCUCAAAGACGUCGGGUUUCCGGAGAUAAAGGCGAUCCUGGAGUACAUGUAUCGCGGCGAAGUGAACGUGGCGCACGAACAGUUGUCCGAUCUGCUGAAGAUCGCGCAGGUGCUGAAGGUGAAGGGCCUGGUUGAGGAACGCGGUAGCAACACGCCGCACGAUCUUCGCCCUGAGGAAACGUCGGUAUCGCCGCCACUCAGCCACUCGUCACCGCCGUCUUACUACUCCCUUUACGGGAACUCGGCGGCCUCGCACGAUCGCGGUUCAAGUCACCUGGCGAGCUCGUUAUCCAGCACGUGGCCGUUGCCGUUGCAUUCCACGGGCCAUCAGCUACCGACGUCGCUUUCCUCCGUUCUCGGCGGCGGCAGCGGCAGCGGGUCUUACGACAACGGUAUCGAAACCUCGCCGUUCAAACGCCGGAAGCUGCUGCAGCCGCCGUCGGGCCUGCUGAUAAAUAACGACACGCCGAUAUUGCGCACGGUGCUUGGCCAGGCCCACGUUGAUAGUUCGCAGGCUAUGCCGCUGCUGCAGCCGGAUAGCCACGAGCCGGUCAACUACCGCAACGCGAACAGCAACGGAUCCACGAACGACAGCGAUAACCGUCGUAAUAACGAGUUGGCUCACGGUGAAACGACGACGGUCCACGCCGACGUCUCCUACGCGGACGAAGACGAGAGACAGCCAUCCCCGCAGUCUUACGGAGACACUGCUAGAAAUUCAGCUGCCGCGGACUGCGUUCAGCCGAAACCCGAGUGGAAACGCUACAAGCAAUACACUCGAGACGACAUCAGCGCGGCGAUCGAGGCAGUGAGGAAAGGUAUGAGCGCCGUUCAAGCAGCGCGAAAAUACGGCGUGCCGUCGCGCACGCUUUACGACAAAGUGAAAAAGCUGGGCAUCCCCACGUCGCGGCCGUUCAAGCGUUCAGCGAGCAACGGAGGAAGCGGGGCUUGUUUCCCGUACGGUAUCGGCGCUAACGUGAACGGCGCUCUUUACGACAACAGCGCGAGCAGUGCCAAUGCCCUUUCCGAGAACGAGACCGAGAGUAGCAGCAACGCGAACGUCACCGAGGGCUUGGCCGGCACGAGUGCCGCGGUAUUCGAGGCUACGUAUUCGAAAACGAAGGAUUCGUCGCGGGACUCGAUGUCGGACUCGAUGGCCCGUUGCAGCUCGAGCCCGGUGAUACGUUGCGCCAAGCAGAGACAGCAGCCGCAGCAGGACCUGGACGAUCAGGUAGAGGACCUGUCGGUGAGUCGCAAAUCCGACGUUCCAGUGAUAGUGCCGCCGUCCACUACAUCGGUCGCGAUUAAAGACGAGACGCAGGAAGCGGGACUGGACGGUAACGACUGUUGCGAUUACAGCUAACUUCUACAGCACAUUGAUGGAAGUAAUGAGAUACGAAUAGUUCAAUUUGCAGCGAGGCCGAAAUUCAAUUUGUUUUGCUUUAGAUAUUCUGUCUUUUGUCUUUUGCAAUCUUUUUUUUUUUUU
This is a messenger RNA of Cyphomyrmex costatus, 1710 nucleotides long. Its product is annotated as broad-complex core protein isoforms 1/2/3/4/5. Gene Ontology annotation, biological process: regulation of transcription by RNA polymerase II. The record is from RefSeq and is a predicted model, not a curated record. Bases 1 to 1587 code for a protein of 528 amino acids. Lineage: Eukaryota; Metazoa; Arthropoda; Insecta; Hymenoptera; Formicidae. The transcript is spliced from 2 exons. Gene Ontology annotation, cellular component: nucleus. Gene Ontology annotation, molecular function: DNA binding; protein binding.